UGUAAUAAUGUGUUCUUGUCUACUCCGAUGAAACGCGAAAACAAUCGAGGAGAAAGAUUUGAAAUCCGGAUUAAAAAAGAACAUUCUUUGGUCGGAGGAAAUGAUUACAUCGCCAUGGGCGCCUCCUUGCAACAGCAAAUGUGUUAACAAAUACGCCUCUCUUAUGCAAAUCCCAUGGAGGGUAUUUUGCAAAAAAGGGUGUGACGCUGACGGUGAUACGUGGGACGAAUGUAUAGGAGAAUGUGACGAGAUAUGCUACAAAGACCCUGUCUUGAAGGACCAACAAUGGAGCGCGUAUAUUGAUCGUUCUCCCGGUUCUGCCGCCUAUUCAGAGGAAUGCUUUCGUGCUUGUAUAUCUGGCUGUGGCUACAAGUUUGAUAUUCCGUUGGAGAAAGUGAGUCAAGUUCAUUCAAGACCACCAAAGGAUCCAGUCGAAGAGAAGCCACACGCACCAGUCGGUGAAUCCUCUUCCAAGAUAUCUAAUGUAGUGAAGCCUCCUCCCGGCGAGAUACCUACUACUUCUGCUUAAUCAAAAUUUUUCGUAUUCUUGGCUAGGAUUUUGUGUUUUGUGUUGGACAAGUUAUACAUCAAUUAUUGGGUGGCCUAUUAUCUUUGACGAAAAUCGGACAAGGAAAUGUCACAUGUAAGUUUUAGUUUUAUUACAGAUUCGAUUUCGGAUUAGUUGUCCCAGCAUUGAAACUUGCUGGAGAGCUCUUAUUCAUACAAUGUGAAAAUUGGAAGCUACAAAAAUUAAAUAUUUGUUUUGAGUUCAUUGUA
Messenger RNA from Erythranthe guttata (spotted monkey flower), 777 nucleotides. Its product is annotated as defensin-like protein. Lineage: Eukaryota; Viridiplantae; Streptophyta; Magnoliopsida; Lamiales; Phrymaceae. The record is from RefSeq and is a predicted model, not a curated record.